CCUCAAGACCUCAAGCUAGACGUGCCCUUCUCUCUGCCCAACCUCUCACCUCUCCCUGCUCUGUUUCUUCUCACCUCCGGCACCUGCUCCACCUGCUCCCUUGCCUGCGGACGCCAUGACGGGCGCGCCGCUGCAGAGCCUGCAGCCGGCGCAGACGCCGAUGCGGCCCUCGGCCGUCAGCUCGCUGCUCAAGACGCCGGCGCGCACGCCUGGCGGCGGCCUCGAGCAGACGAGCUGCACGCCCGUCAUCGACAUUGCCCGCCUCGAGGCGGCCAAGGAGAACAUCACGCGCUCGGCGGCGGGCCGCAGCGCCGUCGCUCUCUCCUCGACGCUUGCGCUGCCGCCGUCGGAGCGUGCGCGGGCGCUGUCUGAGCGCGCCGUCGAGUUCGAGCUCGAGUGCUCCAGCGCCACGGCGUCCGGCACCGAGGUCGACGACCCGCUCGAGCCGUGGACGCGCUACGUGCAGUGGGCGCUCGACUCGUAUCCGGCGCACGCGCCGCGCCUUGUGCAGCUGCUCGAGCGCGCCACGCGUGCCUUCAAGGGCCACACUCGCUACGCCCAGGACGUGCGCUACCUGCGCCUCUGGGUGCAGUACGCACGCGUCUGCGACAAGCCGCAGCACAUCUUCCAGUUCCUGCUCGCGCAGGAGAUCGGCACGGCGCUGGCAGCGCUGUACGAGGAGCUGGCGCUGGUGCUGGAGAACGUCGGCAGCUACGACCAGGCCGACAGCACCUACAAGCUCGGCAUUGCCCGCAGCGCUGAGCCCGUCGACCGCAUCCGGCGCAAGUACCGCGAGUUUCAGGCGCGCGUCACCGCAUCAACAGCGAUGGACGCCGCUGCCGGUGAAGCGCCGCCCUUCCGCGCCAUUCUGGCCGCUGCUAUGGCCUCGGCCGACCGCUCGACCCUUGGCGAGCGUGUGCAGAGCAACGGGCGCUCAGCCGGCGUCGGGCCUAGCAGGUCCGCAAACGUCGUGCGGGGCCUUGGCGGCAACGCCGGACUCGCAGGCUCGCGGCUCAUGCCUGCACAGAACAACGGACGGAAGCUGGACGUGUUCCGCGAUGACGACAUCGUCAGCGCCGGUGGUGGUCCAGCUGGCUGGGACGAGCUGGGAUCGCAGGCUGUGCGCGGCCAGGAGGCGACUGGCUCGACGGCGCGUCCAUGGAAGGGCGAGGUGCUGCCGCAGCGCGCGCCCAAGCGCCCCCUUGCUAUGCCGACACCAUCGCGCGACGAGGGCCGCGCUCUCGCCGUCUUCAAGGACAGCGACGAGGAAGACACGCCUCCGCGGAAAGCUGCCGUCGCGAAGGGCCUCUUUGCGGAGAGCGAGGAGGACAAGGCUGCGCAGCGGUUGCGUGACGAUCCUCUGGCCUUCUACGGAGCGGACACAAAACGCAGUCUCACCGAGGCGGAAGUGCGAGCUGCGCGAGGCGCAGCACGCUCGGCAGUGCCUUCGCGCUCACGCCGCGAAGCCGCGCCUGCCGCUGCCGCUUCGAAGGCCCCGACUGGCAAGCGCGAGGAGCGCCUCAAGCUGCCCGUGCACAUGAUGUACAGGCUCGCGCACGUCGACGCCUACUCGACACCACCUGCAGGCGUCGACGCCGGCGAGAUGUCGGUCGAAGAGCUGAUCGCGCUGCAACGAGGCAUCGAGCUGGACGUGCACAAGGAUCCGUGGGCGCAUCUCAACGACUUCAUCGGCGUGUGGCUUCCUCGGCCUCUCGAGGAGCCUGAGGUUGAGCAAGACGCCUUCGACGACGAUGUUGAGAUGGAGGUGGACGAGACGCAGGAGUCGCUGCAAACCGCAGGUCCCGCCUCGCCACCAGCCGUCGCGCAAGCUGUAUACGAUUCACCAGAGGCAAAGCGACCUGCCUCGCCGCCAGCUGCCCCGUCUCCGCGCGCUGCCCCGCCGCCGUCCGCAUUUGCCGCCGAAGAGGACAGCGACGAAGAGCCAGCACCACGAGUGCGGCGACAGGGAGGCCGACGGAUGGGCGAGCCGACGGUCACCAUGGUCACGGCGGCUGCGCUCGCCGAGGUCAAUGGCUACUUCAACGAGGACGAGUCAAGCGACAGCGACGACUCCACCGACGAGGACGACGAGGACGAGGAUGAGCUCCUGCCGCUGGCGCAUCGUGCGCCUGCAAGCAUGCUCUCGGGCUCUCGUGAUGUGCCGCCGACACCGACGCCGAUGGCACGCCACGUUCCGGCUCCCGCCAUGCAGGCUCUGGCACCGGCAGCUGCGCCGGAGCAAGUUGCAGCACCGCAGCCUUCUUUCGCGCCCGCAGCAGUGCCUGCGACACCAGCCAAGAGCGCGUUCGGCGCCAGCUCCGGCGCGGUGCGCAAGCCGCUCGCUGCUGUGCCACGUCUCGAGACCGAGAUCGCUGCGUCCCGCGCCCAGCGUGUCGACCCUGGCGCCUUUGCCGAGGAGGACGAGGAGUCGGAGUCGGACGGAGAGGCCGAGGCUGAGCUCGACGGCAACGGCAACCCGCUGCACGAGCACAUGUUUCACAACCUCACGCGCGUCACCGAGGUCACGGAGAUGACGCGCUUCACGAUGGCCAACCGUACGCCCGGCCACACCACCAGUCGCACGCGCGACAGCAGACGCUCGCAGAUCGACUCUCGCAUCCUCGAGGCCGCAGAGGACAGCGUGCUGCGCGAGCAGGUCGGGGGCGACAUGCUCCUGCUGGACCGCAGCGCCGCCGCUCCGGCCGACAUCGACCGCUCGUGGGCAAGCAGCAGCGGGCAGGAGGGUGAGGGCGAGCUCAGUGGCUCGCUCGACUGGGACCGGCAAAAGAGUGACCUGUCGAAAGGCUACACCAUUGCACGGGCGGCCGACGACCAGACGGGCCGGCUGGGCCACCAGCGCCUGGGAGAGACGCUCAUUCUCAAGGAGGACGAGGACGAAGACAGCAUCAGCGUGGUGCAGCCAGCAUCGCCUGCGCUGCAGGCCGCUGCAAUCCCAAAUCCCUGCUCUCCUUGCGAUCCGGACGUCAUCUCCGCCAUCCUAGCCGGCCUCGAGCUGCCACUGGAGAGCUCGCCGGACUUCGUCGACCUCUCGUCUCAGCCUGCAGAGGGUCGCCUGGCUGCGCUGCGCAAGCGGUCGAAGGCGCACAUGCGCCGCUCGACAGCAUCGUCUGGAGCAUCGUCGUCGACCAAGGAGUGGAAGGUCGACAUCGAUGGCCACCCGUUCCUUGUGCGCGCCCUCCUCGGCGAAGGCGGCUUUGGCUCCGUCUUCCUUGCGGAGGACGUGACUGGCUGCGCGCCGCCGAAGCGCAAGGCCAUCGGCGGCGUUAUGGGCGACUCAUCCUUCUCGAACGGCCUCGCCGACCUGUCCAUCGACUCUGAGGCCGAGGAGGACGAGGAGGAGGCGGAGCGCAAGCGGCUCGUCGCCGUCAAGGUCGAGUCGCCGCCGAACCGCUGGGAGUUCUACAUCCUCGGCCAGCUGCGCGCCCGUCUCGAUGCUGCGACGCUGAGCUCGAUCAUCAGCGCGCGCCGCUUCUACACCUACGCCGAUGAGUCCUUCUUGCUGCUCGAGUACGCGGAGAAGGGCACGCUGCUCGAUGUAGUCAACACUGCGGCCUCCGCCGGUGUUGCCAGCGCGAGCCUGGCAGCCGGCGGCAGCGGCGGGGGCCAGACGGGUGUCGACGAGGUGCUCGCAAUCUUCUUCACCAUCGAGCUGAUGCGCCUGGUCGAUGCGCUGCACUCGGCCGGGUUCAUCCACGGCGACCUCAAGAUCGACAACUGCCUGCUGCGUCUCGACGAAGCGCCGAGCGGGCAGACGUGGAGCAACGCCUACGCACGCGAUGGCUCGGCGGGCUGGGCGUCCAAGGGCAUCACGCUGAUUGACUUUGGCCGCGCCAUCGACGUGACGCGCAUGCCCGCCGGGCAGGGCUUCGUUGCCGACUGGAACGCAGACGAGCGCGACUGUCCCGAGAUGCGCGAGGGCCGGGCGUGGACGUACCAGCCGGACUACUUCGGCGUCGCGUCCGUCGCCUACUGCCUGCUCUUCGGCCGCUACAUCGAGACGGCCGCCACGACGGGCGAGGACGGCCGCACGCGCUACCGCAUUGCCCAGCCGCUGCGCCGCUACUGGCAGGUGGACCUCUGGGGCCGCCUCUUCGAUGUUCUCCUCAACCCGGUGUCUGUCCGUGCCGACGGCGCACUGCCCAUCACCGACGAGCUGCGCGAGAUCCGCGCCGACAUGGAGGAUUGGCUCGAGAUCAACUGCGGCAAGGGCGGCCGCCAUCUCAAGGGCUCGCUGCGCAAGCUCGAGGUCGCCGCGAUGGCACGCUCGCUCGCGUAGACUGCUCGCCUCCUUCACCUCUCUCACGACCCUCAUGAUUGGCUCACGCUCUAGACUCCCACUUAUUUCAAAUUACAACGCUGCCGCUCAGUCCCUG
Molecule: messenger RNA, 4394 nt
Organism: Tilletiopsis washingtonensis
Lineage: Eukaryota; Fungi; Basidiomycota; Exobasidiomycetes; Entylomatales
Exons: 2
Coding region: 116-4297 (1393 amino acids)
Biological process (GO): protein phosphorylation; mitotic spindle assembly checkpoint signaling; meiotic sister chromatid cohesion, centromeric
Molecular function (GO): protein kinase activity; ATP binding
Source: RefSeq, a predicted model, not a curated record